Messenger RNA from Aureobasidium melanogenum CBS 110374, 678 nucleotides. RefSeq lists its product as uncharacterized. The record is from RefSeq and is a predicted model, not a curated record. The coding region runs from base 1 to 678 and encodes 225 amino acids. The transcript is spliced from 2 exons. NCBI's taxonomy places the organism in Eukaryota, Fungi, Ascomycota, Dothideomycetes, Dothideales, Saccotheciaceae. Gene Ontology annotation, molecular function: hydrolase activity, acting on carbon-nitrogen (but not peptide) bonds.
AUGGACAAGUUGGAGAAUGUUCAGUUCACUGCUGAGGAAGUUCAAGCAAUCACCACAGUGGCAAACAACGCCGAUCUCUUGACCACUGCUCAUGCAUAUCCCUCCAGGUCAAUUUGUCACGUGAUCGACAAUGGGUGUAAGGGUAUUGAACAUGGAUACUUUAUCGGCGAACCGACAGCUCAGCUCAUGGCGGGGAAGCGAGCAUUUUUGACACCAACAUUGGUCACAUACUCCGAGAUGAAUGAUUGGUCAGGAUAUCUACCUCCCGAGAGCGCAAAGAAGAAUAGUGUGGUUCUAGAAGCUGGAAUCCGCUCGCUGAAGAUUACCAAAGGUGCUGGUGUCACGAUCUGUUUCGGGACCGACCUGCUUGGGCCUUUGACUAGUGCUCAAACCAGAGAGUUCACCAUACGCUCGGAGGUUCUUUCGCCUGUUGAGCUGCUCCGUACCGCCACCACUAAUCCGGCCCGCAUGUUACGAUGUGAAGGCACACUUGGUCAGAUCAAGUCAGGUUUCGUUGCAGAUAUGCUUGUGCUCAAUGAGAACCCAUUGAAUGAUAUCACAAUCUUGGAUCGGCCGGUGGAUUAUCUUCUUGCAGUCAUAAAAGAUGGGAGAGUUUGCCAUAGUCGUUGGUCGAAACUGUCAGUCGACACCUCAAAAGCUAUGCCGUUGCUUGCAUAG